AUGCUUUUCUACCUCCUUCAAACCCUCAACACUGCAUUAUCUGAGCCUGCGAAGCUAACAAGUUUAUUCUCCAACGGCGGAAAUGGAAACGUGAUCGUCGAGAAACAAAGAGGCGAAUUGCAAGAUUGCAUGGAACUCCAUGAAUCAACACAAUCUUUGUUGAAAAAAACAGUGUUUCGAGAUGGGAAGUGGAUUGAAGAAGAUGCAUCUGUUCUUUUUCCCGGUGAUAUCAUCAGUAUUAAACUCAGUGACAUUAUUUCGGCUGAUGCUAGACUCCUCGACGGUGAUCCGCUGAAAAUUGAUCAGUCAGCGUUAACUGGUGAUUCUCUUCCAGUAACAAAAGGCCCCGGUAACAUUAUUUACUCGGGUUCUACAUGCAAACAAGGAGAGAUUGAAGCUGUCGUGAUCGCCACCGGUUUUCAUAUGUUCUUUGGCAAAGCUGCUCACCUUGUUGAUUCUAUAAAUCAACAAGGACAUUUUCAAAAGGUGUUGACUGCCAUUGGUAAUUUCUAUAUAUGUUCCAUUGCGGUCAGAAUGAUAACUGAAAUCAUUGUCAUGUACCCAAUUCAACAUCGUAAAUAUCGUCCCGGAAUCGACAAUUUACUGGUACUACUCAUUGGAGGAAUUCCUAUUGCCAUGCCCACAGUUUUGUCUGUUACAAUGGCAAUCGGGUCUCAUCCUCUAUCUCUUCAAAAGGUGAUAAUUUUUCGGUUUGAAUGA
Messenger RNA from Hibiscus syriacus, 720 nucleotides. Its product is annotated as plasma membrane ATPase 1-like. Bases 1 to 720 code for a protein of 239 amino acids. Gene Ontology annotation, cellular component: plasma membrane. The record is from RefSeq and is a predicted model, not a curated record. Gene Ontology annotation, molecular function: ATP hydrolysis activity; ATP binding; P-type proton-exporting transporter activity. Gene Ontology annotation, biological process: proton transmembrane transport; regulation of intracellular pH. NCBI's taxonomy places the organism in Eukaryota, Viridiplantae, Streptophyta, Magnoliopsida, Malvales, Malvaceae. The transcript has 5 exons.